Messenger RNA from Tetranychus urticae (two-spotted spider mite), 3980 nucleotides. RefSeq names its product protein turtle-like. The record is from RefSeq and is a predicted model, not a curated record. Gene Ontology annotation, molecular function: protein binding. NCBI's taxonomy places the organism in Eukaryota, Metazoa, Arthropoda, Arachnida, Trombidiformes, Tetranychidae.
UAAAAACCAUUUCAGUUGAGAUAAAGUCGAAACUGAAAAGGAUUAGAAGAAGAAAAAAACAAAAUUUUCUAUUUGGUGAUUUGUCAUUACAUCAAGAUCCAAGACUAAACAAGGCAACAUCAAUUUCACCUUUAUCCACAAAUCGUUGAAACAAUAUCAAUUAGUGUUGGAUCAAAAGUUUGACCAAAGUAAAUGAAAUUUUGUGCGACAACAAACUCGUGACAAAAGCACCCAACAACUGAAAAACUAAACGAAACUAAUCAACAACUUAAAGCAUCAUUUAAAUGCAUUGGAUCAUCAAAUUGAUUACUUGCAAAGGAUAAAUUAGAUAGUGGAAUAGUACAGAAGAAAAGGAGAAUUCAUUUGAUUGGAAAAGUGUUGAGUGAACUUUCAGUGUGAAACAAGUGUCAAGUGUCAAUUGUUAUUGGAUUGAUCAACUAGUGUACAAAUUGAAGGAAUAAAAGUAUUCAAGGAAAAAAGUCAAUUGCAACUUUUGGAAUUUAUCGCCUUUCACCAAUUCAAUUGUGCAUCUUCAAUCUUUGAACAACAAAAGCUGCAUCAUAAAAUUUCAAGGAAUAAUUUGCGGGUCAAACAAUUCGACAGUCUCAAGAAAUUCGACAGUUCACUAAGAUUCAUUGCCUCUCUAAGUAAAAUCGUACACUUACAGCAAAAGUCUGUUAAUUGCUAUCAACACAUCUUUAGUGAUCAUCACCAUCAAGAUACAAAACCACAAAGGAUUAAUUGUCAUUUAUCAGCCAAAGAAGACAACAAUCAACAAGCUCAUUAAAGUAAUUAAAAGGAAUGGAAAUAAUGUCAAUCAUGAGGAAAACUCGAUGAAACACACUUGAACAAUUAUCAAACCACUAAAGUCUCGAUUGAUAAGGUUUGCUUGGUUCGAGAUUGGAAAUGGUCAAUUCAAGGAUGCCAAUGAUGAAUAGUCUGAUGAAAAUUGAAUCUAUUUUCUUAUUGAUUUGGCUCAAAUAUUCACCAGGUUACAGUGAGUACACAGCUGCAGCCGGAACAUCAAUAGGUCUUCCCUGUAACACGUCAAUUUGGGGCGAAGAACUCAUUUCUCUAGUUUUGUGGUACAAGGAAAACAGUGGAAGCGGUUUACCAAUUUAUUCAGUCGACGCUCGCAACAGUCCACUCAGUGAAUCGAAACAUUCAAUUCCAAAUGCGUAUAAAAAGAGAUUAUUUUUCGAUGUAAAACUGAAACCUCCUGUUCUAAGGAUAAGUCCAGUUUACGAAGAUGAUGCCGGUGACUAUCGGUGUCGAGUCGACUAUCGAAAGUCGAGAACAAAAAACUUUGUAACCAAAUUAGAAGUAAUAGCUCCUCCAAAGGAAAUGAUAAUAACAGAUUCCGAGGGUCAACGUUUAAUUGGAACGAUUGGUCCAUAUACUGAAGGAAGUGACCUUAUAUUAAUAUGUGAAGCUGAAGGUGGUAAUCCACUGCCCAAUGUAACUUGGUGGACUGGUGAUACUUUGUAUGAUGAUAGUUUCAGCCUUGCACCGCACAAUAACAUGAGAAACGAAUUAAUUAUUACAAAUUUAAGUCGAAGCCAUUUUUUAUUCGAAUUAACCUGUAAAGCUUCAAAUACAAACUUAACCGUCCCAACUGAAAGCUCAAUUAUUUUAGAUAUGAAUCUUAAGCCUUUAGAUGUAAAAAUAACUUCGGUUGUAAACACAUUGUCGGUUGGCAAACGAACCGAGUUGCAGUGUCUUUCAAGUGGUUCACGUCCACCGGCUAAGAUCACUUGGUGGAAGGGCAAUGAGAAGAUGGUCAAUGUUCGUGAUACGAUAUCGAGUGAUGGUAAUGUGACUCUGUCGACAGUUUCUUUCAUACCUUCUGUCGAGGAUCAUGGAAAGUAUUUAUUUUGUCGAGCCGAUAAUCCAUCCAUCGAUAACAAUGGCCUAGAAGAUGGUCGUACUCUUAAUGUCCAAUUUGUUCCUCAACUGUCCAUAUCAUUAGGAGCCAAGAUACAAUACAAUUCAGUGCGUGAAGGGAACGAUGUCUACCUUGAGUGUAAAGUGACUGCCAACCCUUGGAUAACAGGAGUAACUUGGUACUUUGAAGAGGAACCAUUGAUUAGUAAACCAAAUGAAGGAAUCAUCGUCACAAAUCAAUCGCUUGUCUUGCAAAAAGUUCGUCGAAGUCAAGCUGGAAGAUAUUUUUGUACAGCAUCAAAUAGUGCCGGUCAAGGACAUUCCGAUGAGUUUUAUCUCAAAAUAAACUUUGCGCCGAUCUGCAAACCUGGACAAAAGAUUAUUUAUGGAGUGGCUCAUAACGAGAUUGUUCAGAUUACUUGUGAAGUUGAAGCUGAACCAAGCAAUGUAAAUUUUAAAUGGUCUUUAAACUCUUCCAAUGAAAAUGCCGAGAUUCGCUCAUUCAUAACCAAUGGAUCGAUAAGCAUUGCCACUUACCGUCCGAGAAAUCGUUUUGCUUAUGGUGCCUUGGCUUGUUGGGCAGUCAACGAUAUUGGAGUUCAACGAGACCCCUGCAUAUUCAACAUUAUUCCCACAGGUCCACCUGAAGCCGUUAGAAAAUGUCAGAUAACAAAUCAAUCUACAACCUCGUUGAAUGUCGAAUGUAUUCCUGGUGAUAAUGGUGGCCUUAAACAAGAAUUUACUGUAGAAGUUUACAAUUCUUUGCGACAAAGUUUACAUUCAAAUUAUACCUCAUUAACCAAACCUGCCUUUCACAUACCAAACCUGUUGUCGGGAACGCCAUUCACUCUAGUCUUGUAUUCAUCCAAUGCCAAGGGUAGAAGUCAUUCCGUUUCAAUACCAGGCUCUACUCUGGGUGAACCAGAAAAGCACACAGGAGCAAUUCCACAAUUUGGUUUCAAUCCAAUGCUGGGAAUACUGAUUGGUACAGUUGGUGCACUCGUUUUGAUUGCAAUUAUCAUUGUUAUCGUUAUCCGAGUGAAAGCAGAUUAUUAUGAAGAUGACAGAGAUGAUGCAGCCAAAGAAAUGGAUUCACAGCAGCGAAUGAAUACCCCCAAGACAAAACCUUUUCUUUGUGAUAGCUUGGCUUCUGGAGUUAUUGGAGCUUCGGAUGUAAUUGAAGACAAUUAUAUCAAACAAAGUGAUACACUUAAAUCGAAAGAUGACAUUUCAGGCUUCGAUUUUGGGUGCAGUGGUUAUGACAGAGUAACGAUUUGUUUGAAUCAAGAUCACAGAGGUCCAACUGAGUGUUCAGGAAUAUGUAAUUCAAAUUGUUCCUCAACUCGAUAUCAUUGCUAUCAUCCUUCAAUGGAUUACAAUGGUCAAUCUCAGGAGAUAACUUAUUCAGAUCUUCAGAUGUCUACCAGUGUUAACGAUUCCCAAGGAAAUCGUAUGUUGAUUCAAAGUAUUCAGGAAAGUGGAGCUCCUCCUAUUGAGUAUACAACUCUUGAUUUUCAGGAGAUGAGUAAACAGAGUUCAGGCGUUAACAGUUUCGAGAUGGUUAAUGGACUUGGACCUGGAGUUAUGGUUGGCUUAUUUGGUGAUUCAAAGUUGCCAAAGCGUGGUUUAAGUGUAGCUGAUGGCUCAUCAGAUGUUGAAAUGACCAUUGAAGCCGCAACUAUUACCAAUCCAAAUACAAUUAUGUCUUCACCUUACAAGGAAAUUGAUUCGAAUCAACUAUUGAGAAAACAACCGUUAGUCUCGAUGACAGGCACGGAUGAAGACAAGUCUGGACCAGUUUACGUUUAAUACAACAAUUUAUACCUUUUCUAUAUGUUGAUCAAAUCAUGAAAUGAUGAACAAACAUUUGACUGUGAUAUUUUUACUUCCAAAUAUAUGGGAAAAGACAUUUAUCUGUGAUUUAUUUAAAGAGCAAAAAAGCAUUGUAAACAUUUCAAAAAGCAGUUUGUACUCCUUGUACAUUGCUUGUAAAUUUUUGAUUCUUUACAUUAUAUUCUGAUUACUUCAUUAUCCAUGUAAACCAACUGAAUAAAUCAAAUUUUAACUAAAAAAAUAAAGAUUUUCAAAACGAAAAA